UGACAUCGACAGUUGUUUUCCUCGAAUAUGUCAUGUUAAAUUUUCAUGAAAUCUGAAAUUUCUUGAUUUAUUUUUUAUUUUACAUUGGAUCUUUCUUUAUUAGUUAUUAUAAAAAAUGGUUGAUGAUUUGCGAAAAUAUCUGAACCAUUUACUAGAGAAGGUAAAUGGUCUGCACUGUAUCAUUAUUACGGACCGUGAUGGAGUUCCAUUGGUUAGAGCAGUAACAGAAAGAGCUCCACAAUUGGCUUUGCGGCCAAAUUUUAUAUCGACUUUCGGCAUGGCCACAGAUCAGGCAAGCAAGUUAGGGUUGGGAAGGAACAAGACUAUUAUCUCUAUGUAUUCAAGUUAUCAGGUUAUACAAAUGAAUAAGUUACCAUUAGUCAUCACAUUUAUAGGAAGCGACAAUUGUAAUACUGGCCACAUACUGUCACUUGAGAAUCAAAUUGAACCAUUCCUGAAGGAUUUAGCAGCUGUGGUGGCUGAUGCACCUUAAUUUUAAUAAGUUUUAUAUAUAUAUUUUAAGAAUUAUUAUUUAAUUUAGGAGUCAUCUGCAAAACAUGACUGAACUUUUUUUGAAACAUUUUAAUAAUAUAAACAUGAUUUUUCAAUUAUUAUUGUAUAUAAUUUCAAAGCAGAUGGGGUUUGAAUUAGUGUAUUCUGUUCUAUACAUGAGUCAUUUUCAUUUAGUUUUUUAUAAUUUUAGUAACUAUCACAUAUAUUUUAUUGCCAUUUAACUAAAAGAUAUAGUAGUCAGAUUAAGACAGAUUAUUAAAUUGCUUUUAGAUUAAAUUUUAAACACAGUACAUUAU
This is a messenger RNA of Galleria mellonella (greater wax moth), 809 nucleotides long. RefSeq names its product ragulator complex protein LAMTOR3 homolog (gene Lamtor3). Gene Ontology annotation, biological process: positive regulation of TOR signaling; cellular response to amino acid stimulus. Gene Ontology annotation, cellular component: Ragulator complex. Bases 116 to 493 code for a protein of 125 amino acids. The record is from RefSeq and is a predicted model, not a curated record. The transcript has 3 exons. NCBI's taxonomy places the organism in Eukaryota, Metazoa, Arthropoda, Insecta, Lepidoptera, Pyralidae.